GUGUGCCUUCACGCACACAGACCGUAUUUAGUAAAAUCUGAACAAUAAGUGUACAAAAUGCCUAUGAAAGGGAGGUUUCCGAUCAGGAGGACACUUGACUACCUCCAGAAAGGUGACAUUAUUUUCAAAAACAGAGUGAAGGUUAUGACGGUAAAUUAUAACACACAAGGAGAGCUCAGCGAUGGAGCAAGAAAGUUUGUGUUCUUCAAUGUCCCUCAGAUUCAGUACAAAAACCCUUGGGUCCAAAUAAUGAUGUUCAAAAACAUGACGCCUUCACCCUUUCUGAAGUUCUACCUGGAUGAUGGUGAGCAGGUGCUGGUGGAUGUGGAGGGGAAGGACCACAAGCAAAUUUCACAGCAUGUUAAGAAGAUUUUGGGUAAAUCAGAAGAUGUGUUACACGCUGAGGCUCAGGCCAGGAUGCAGGCCUCCAACCCGGCAAACUUUGGCCCGAAGAAGUAUUGUCUGAGGGAGUGCAUCUGUGAGGUGGAUGGGCAGGUGCCGUGUCCCGGCACAACCCCGCUCCCCAAAGAGAUGACUGGCAAAUAUCGUACUAAGAUGGCCGAGUCACAGGAAUAAGAGACUGAAAAGGACAACAGACUAUUUUUUAUGUUGGACUAUAUUCUGUUAUUAAGGGGCAAAUAUUUUUUUGUUUUGAAAGCUCUGGAAUCUAGAGCUGCAAGAAUCAGCCAACAUUUUUUUUCCCAUCCAUCCCUUCAGACAGUAGUUUUACAUCAACCUGCAAACACUCAGAACUGUAUUCUGUAUAAAAUGAGAUAACUUUCAAAUAAAAAUUACACUGUUUUUUC
Molecule: messenger RNA, 806 nt
Organism: Oryzias melastigma (Indian medaka)
Lineage: Eukaryota; Metazoa; Chordata; Actinopteri; Beloniformes; Adrianichthyidae
Gene: mrps25
Product: mitochondrial ribosomal protein S25
Exons: 4
Coding region: 58-576 (172 amino acids)
Cellular component (GO): mitochondrion
Molecular function (GO): structural constituent of ribosome
Source: RefSeq, a predicted model, not a curated record